Messenger RNA from Striga asiatica, 1578 nucleotides. Lineage: Eukaryota; Viridiplantae; Streptophyta; Magnoliopsida; Lamiales; Orobanchaceae. The record is from the annotation of a GenBank genome assembly.
CAAAGCUGAAAAAAAAAAAAAAAAGAAGAAGAAAUGGAAAGUGGUUUGACGAAAUUUUGUCCGAAGAAAUUAGAAAGGGAUUCAUUUCAUGUGAUUCACAAGAUUCCUUCUGGUGAUAGCCCUUAUGUUCGGGCCAAAUACGCUCAGCUAGUGGAGAAAGAUCCAGAAUCAGCAGUGUUGUUGUUCUGGAAAGCCAUAAACGCGGGCGAUAGAGUUGAAAGUGCUGUUAAAGACAUGGCUGUUGUUAUGAAGCAGCUCGAUAGAACUCAAGAGGCCAUUGAAGCCGUCAAAUCCUUUCGCCGCCUUUGUCCAAGACACGCCCAAGAAUCAUUGGACAACGUCCUCUUUGACUUGUACAAGGUGAAAUGUGGAAAUGUUGAUGAACAAAUAGCGCUUCUAAAGCAUAAGCUGAAGAAGAUAUAUUUUGGGGAAGCUUUCAAUGGGAAGCCCACAAAGACUGCGCGUUCCCAUGGCAAAAAGUUUCAGGUUUCUGUCAGGCAGGAAACCUCUAGGAUAUUGGGGAAUUUGGGCUGGGCUUAUAUGCAGAAGUCCAAUUUCAUGGCAGCAGAAGUUGUGUACCGAAAGGCCCAAAUGAUUGACCCGGACGCUAACAAGGCCUUGAACCUAUGCCAAUGCCUCAUCAAGCAAGCCCGUUACAACGAGGCCCGUUCGGUUCUCCAGGAUGUCCUGCACUACCAAUUCCAAGGUUGUGAUGACCUCAGGUCAAUAAAACGGGCUGAUGAAUUGUCAAAAGAAUUGGAGGCCCACCAGCUUAAGAACCUAUAUAUUUCAGAUGAUAUUUUGGGCCUGAAUUUCGAGGAUGAUUUUGUGGAAGCCCUUGAACGCGUCUUGAAUGAAUGGUCACCAAAUAGAUCAAAGAGACUGCCGAUAUUUGAGGAGAUUUCUCAACAUAGAGAUCAAUUGGCAUGUUGAUAUCUUCAAAGCUUAAUCAAUAUUGGCGUUCAACGUCAAGUGUUGUGAUUAGUGAAAUAAUGCAACAAUUUCUAGAAAGUAGAUAAAGUAGCAGCAGUGUAUAUUUGAUUUGAUGUAUAUUAUUUUGAACAUGGACAUAUAUAUAUCAUCUUUAGUGUUUGGACAAGAAAUUUCAUAUAUGUUUAGGAAUGCAUCACGUGUGGAUGAAACACUCAAUUCCUCUUCCAAAAUCUCUCGGCCAACAACAAGCAAUUAAAGCAUAUUGUCUUGAUCUUCAGCUUCUUCUCCACAGGUUUCACACACCACAUCCAUCUUCAUCGCUCUUUGCAGUAAUUGUUGCUUGGUACUUGGAAACCCAAACCAGCAUUUCCACAUGAAGUUCCUCAGUUUGCUUUUGACUGGUAGUUUCCAUGUGACCUCCUACAUCUGUUGCAGUCUGUCCCUUGAUGAACUAGAUUCGGCUUUGUCCUGUUUUCCCUUUUGCUUUGCCAAAUUAGUUUCACUUUGAAACAAAAAAUAAAUAAGUAAAUAAAAUUGAGGUUUAUCGAAGGGAUGUGAAAUUUUUUACUGCCCACUUUCUUCACCAAUCUUUCUUCUUGUUUCCUUGAAUGAUUAUUUACUUCUUUUUUGGAAAAUAAAAUUGCU